UUUUAGGUCCGCCCGUCCGCCUGCAAGUCCGUCGUCCGUUUGUGUGUCCGCUGGCUCUUGCUGUGGGUUUCGCUGGCCUGCUAGUCGGACUGGUACUGGUCGUGCCCAGAGCUCGUGGCUCCGCAACCAGUUUGCUGGCACCGAUCGUCCUUUGCGCUCGUGUGCGCGCUGCUCAGCUGCGACCCGUGCUGGAAAUCGCAAUCUCAGCCUCGACAGAACCCAACUGGAGCGGAAUCAGGUCCGAAAACUAAAAUUCUGUGCACUAGUUUUUUAGUUGCAGUGCAAAGUCCGAAAAUAUCUCUAGAAUGCGCGUGCCUACAGGGAACCGAAUCGAAACGCGAGUGCCAUGCUAAGCAAAAGCGUUUGCGGCCGCAGUUUGUACGGUUUAAGAUAACAAAUAAAAGAAGCAAAUGUGAGAGGAAAAAAACAAAGUUCUACCGGCUCCACACUCUCACUCUCGGUCUCGAGCGAUCCCAUACGAUCCCGACCGAUCAGAUCCGAUCGUACUCCCCGUAUCUCUCGCUCCGAGUGCUAUUUUCUCUCGCUGUGCUUGCAUAACCAAGAGCGAAGCACACCGCGCGGAGGCAGAUUGCAGAUGCAGAUACAGAUACUGCGCCCAGUAGUGGACCCGCAGAUACUUGGGCUGGUGCAUGCAAUUGGCAUUGUCCCCGGGGCUUUCAAAUUUAAAAUAAUCCAGCAAAUACGGAAAAGUGAAAUAGAAGUUCUAAUAUUUCUCAGUAAUCUACAGACAAAUACAUACAUAACUACAAACUUACAUUAAUCAAAUCGAGACUUAACCGCAACCUCAAUAUUUAAACUUCCCAAAUAGUCAAGUUUUAUUAAAUUAAACUAUAAAAGUUAAAUAAUCAAAAAUCCCAGUGAUUUAAUCAGAUACUAAUCAAUUGCGGAAAAUGCUUCUGAAAUUAGCUUAAAGCUUGGGAAAAUAAACAUAGACACUCGAACUCUUACCUAGGACACCAGAAGCUGCAGACAUGGUUUCGGAGGAGAACUGGAACAGCGACACGAUGUCCGACUCGGACAUGAUCGACUCGAAGAACGACGUGUGUGGCGGGGCCUCCAGCUCCAGCGGCAGUUCCAUUUCGCCCAGGACGCCGCCCAACUGCGCCCGCUGCCGCAACCACGGCCUGAAGAUCACCCUGAAGGGACACAAGCGGUACUGCAAGUUCCGCUACUGCACUUGCGAGAAGUGCCGCCUGACGGCGGAUCGCCAGCGGGUGAUGGCCCUGCAGACGGCCUUGAGGCGGGCUCAGGCGCAGGACGAGCAGCGGGCGCUGCACAUGCACGAGGUGCCGCCCUCGGGAACGGCCACCACAGCGCUCCUGGGCCACCACCACCAUGCCGCUGCUCCCGCCCACGUCCACUCCCACCAUGUGCAUGCCCAUCACGCCCACGGCCACCACUCGCAUCAUGGACAUGUCCUGCACCACCAGCAGGCCGCCGCGGCAGCAGCAGCCGCAGCAGCAGCUCCGUCGGCCCCGGCCUCCCAUCUCGGAGGCUCCUCCACGGCCGCCUCCAGCCUCCAUGGCCAUGCCCAUGCGCACCACGUCCACAUGGCGGCCGCCGCAGCUGCCUCAGUGGCCCAACACCAGAGCCACCCACACUCGCACAACCACCACCACCACCAGCACCACCAUCCACAUCCGCACCAGCAGGCGCCGCCGCAGCACACCGCCCUGCGAUCUCCGCCGCACAGCGAGCAUGGCGGAAGUGUGGGUCCGGCCAGCAGCAGCUCCGGAGGAGCCGCCAGUUCCAGCAACGCCGCAGCGGCCACCUCGAGCAGCGGAUCCAGCAAUAGCAAUGGAGGCGGGGGAGGAGGAGGUGGAGGAGCCAGCUCGGGCGGCGGAGCUGGAGGUGGAAGGUCCUCGGGCACCUCGGUGAUCACCAGUGCCGACCAUCACAUGACCACGGUGCCAACGCCCGCCCAGUCGCUGGAGGGCUCCUGCGACUCGUCCUCGCCCUCGCCAUCGUCCACUUCCGGCGCCGCCACUUUGCCGAUCUCAGUUUCCGUCAAUCGCAAGAAUGGCGCCAAUGUGCCCCUGGGCCAAGACGUUUUCCUAGACUAUUGCCAAAAGCUAUUAGAGAAAUUCCGCUACCCUUGGGAGCUGAUGCCGCUCAUGUAUGUGAUAUUGAAGGAUGCAGACGCCAACAUUGAAGAGGCUUCCCGGCGAAUCGAAGAGGGCCAAUACGUUGUGAAUGAGUACUCCCGUCAGCAUAACUUGAAUAUCUAUGACGGGGGUGAGCUCCGCAACACAACGCGGCAAUGUGGAUGAUAAUUUUUCAUAAACUAGAGUAACGCACUGUACUUUGCCCUGAUAUUUAUUGUUCAGCAUCGCAUAUUAGCUUAAUGCUUCGGUGAAAUCGCGCGAAUUUAACUUUCGUAACCUAAAGUUGAGUAACUUAGCGUCUUAAGGAGCGAUACCUCUGUACAUAUAUCGAAUUUAUCGGUAAGCUAAAGCGCAACUUGGAUUAUCUUCCAUCAACAAGCCAAAUAUGUCGAUGUGCGACCGCCGGUCCCCCGUCCCUUCUCUUCAAUCAACAUUACCCCGUGCUGAGAUGUCUGAGAUGGCUGCCAAUCAACUAUCAACAGUCAACAGUCAACAAUCAACAUUCAACAUUUUCUCCUCUUCAAUCAACAAUCCCCAACGGAUCCAAUCAACUUGCAACAAAGCCCUUGCCGCCAACGAAUAAAAAUAUCGAAGCACAAUACUUACUAGACGUUUUGAAACAUUUUCGAAAAAACAAUGCCAAAUCGACGAUCAACAUUUCAACACGUUCGCAUCACAAAUCUGCACAUCGGUUGUAUAGCUUUAGUUUAACCUUAUUUAAGUCCUAACUCUUGGGUUUGGGUGUGAUGUUCCGGCCAAACGGAAGUCGCAGUCUUAUUAAAGCCAUUAAAAGCGCCGCACGUCAGUCAUUCGUCUUAUUUUAACUUACUGAAGUACUUACGGACUCUAAGUACAAAGUGAUGUUUUUCAUCAGCUGCACUCAGUUGUAAAACAAUGGGGAUCGAAGUGGAAACUAAGUUAAAGACUCAUUCGAAUAGGCUUACAGCUAAUCUCAAAGUUCUCCUCUACGUGUGAAUUUGUAUCUUAACAGGGUCCUACGUAGUAACCCUUGAAAUAGUAUAUGCGUGUUUCCUGGGGUCUUGGUAUCAACACUGUUGUGAGAUGGUGCACAAACUACAGAUACGUUUAGGCUAACUUUAUCGAUGUCUUGCGAAACUCUAAUUGUAAUAUUUAAUAAUGAAAUUAAUUCUCAUUAACACUGUAAAAUAUUGUUACAACUUAAGUAAGAUUUAGCCCAACGGAAUAUUAUAAAAAGGAUAAACCUGAAAUGUCAAAAAUAAACUAUUUUCCUUAAACAAAAAACCAGUGUCGCUUGGAGUUGCCCCGCUGAAGUGGAAGUAUCAGCUGCUGUUUGUUUUGUUAAUGACAUUAAAAACUGUAACGAUUGCUUUUCAAGUUGUUGCCAUUUCACGAAUCCAUUACCAAUGCCCGUCCCAGCAUCGUCAGUUGAAGUUUCCUCGUGGCAGUUCGCUGGGGCUCAGAGCUGGGAGCUGGGAGUUUCUUGUGUCGCCACUGCUGCUGGGAUCGUAAAUGCAUCAUUAAACCGAAAAAUGCAUGCGAAAAAUUUACGACAUUGCCAACACCAUUGCCCAAAGCCUGCACUGAGAAAAAUAUUCGUAGUAAACUCACUAUUCAAUGUAAAAGUGGCCUUUAUCUCAAAUAUAUUUAACUAAUUUGCUUUUAAUUUAAACAAAAUACUAAAAACAUAUUUAUCUAUUUGCCUAAACUGAAAACAGAUUAUUUUCCUGUGAUAACUCUUGUAAUCAUAAAGAAUAACCAACUUAAAUAGGUUUCACCCCAAGGACUUUUCCAAGUGUACGACUCAGAAUCCCAUCUACGGGUUAGGUUUUUCCAGCUGGGGAUAAACGGCUCUAGUCCGCCGCCAGGUAGCUGCAAUACUCCGGCCGUAACAGCUCGACAUCGCUUCUCGGCACUAAACGAGUCACGAUGAAAUGUCAGGAAUCGCAGUCGGACUGGAAGGUAGAGGGAGGAUCUCUGGGAUGCUGUGGGUAGGCAAUGGCGACGUGUAAAUGUGGGCACCAUAAAGCUUAAAAGUGUUUAUGGCUGUAUUGUGCGCGGAGUGAGCGAAGGAAUCUCCCGACAUGUGAGGGGAUUUGAUCCAACGAUUUGAGACUUUUAUUGUAAUAUUCAAGGUUCCUUUUUGUUUUAUGCACGGAGCAUUUCAUAUGUACCUUUUAUUUCAUAUAGUUUUAUAUUCGAUUAUCAAUUGGUUCGUUUACUCCGCAGUUUUUUAGUUGCAACAUAUUAUAAGCUGUACACCUAAUCCUCUUCUCUACAAUUUUUAAAAGUAAUGGCUUAAAAAAUAAAAACCUAUUUUUUGCCUAAUAGUUGAUAAAUUUUAGGGUUAUGUCCCUGCUUAAUUUUUCUUUACUACCGAAACCCAGCUCAUGCUAGUCAGUGGGAAGAAAGAGUCCUAUAGAUAUCUUUACCUUUAAGAUUGUUAAAGAAAAUAUUUAAAUGGAUAAUCAAAUUCCAUAGAUGUCUUACAUUUUAUUUGCAACAACCACUAUUAUUUAAUUUAUUUGUUACCAUUUAAUAUUUUUGAGUAUUUAGAACAGGGCAAUAGGACUCCCUCACCAGUGAUGAUCAAACAUUCUUAUGACUCAGUGCAUAUAGUAAUUUCCUAAGGAAUCUAACCCAACCGCCCGACCCCAUUUUACGACGCAUCCAUAUAUCCUUGCGUUCUGUCAUAUUUCCAGCGACGCCUUUCUUUGUUUUCCCAUAAAAAAUAGACUCGCUGGUUCCCAUUUUGUACGGGGCGCCAUAACGAGCUGCGAGCCGUAUCAUCAUCAUCGUGGUCGUAUGGGCAGCCGCCCAGCCCGUUCGACCCCAGCUCGGCUCAGCGAGUCUAGUACAAAUUCCUUUCCACUUUCAUCCCGGGCAUUUACCAAUGCUUAUUAAAAACUAUAGGAAAGCGCAGACCCAGCGGCAGCAGGAAGCAGAAAUUUCCAACUUUACGACUUCAUAUUGUGGGAGGAUCGUAAAACAUUUGUGCAGCGUCAACUUCUACUCCACUUCCCAGCAGCUCCUCGAUUCCCAUCCAGCUUCGCUACUGUCAUUUUACUGCCCUACGACUUACAAGCUGCCACUUGUGCCAGACAUCUGAUCCACAUGCAUAGCCAGAGCUUCCCGCGGACAAUCAUGAUUUAUCAUGGCCUCGCUCCUUGCUCGCUAAAUAAUAAGCAACCAGUUUGUCAUAAAGGUUCCUGGGUAAGCGGGCUGGACAUAGAUACCCCCAAAACUGUCCAGGCCUGGGACUACUUCCUCCGUCGCCAAGUGAACUCAAGCGUUAACUUAUUGUCGAGGUUUUGUGGCCUGCAAGAGCUUAGAUUACAUACCUCCGCAGAGGGAGAGCACAACUAAUCCUUUAAACGGAGAUUGAGAAAUGGAUUGCCAUUAAAGUAGGUCAGCCAACUUUAUUCCUCCCCGUUUCCGUACUUUACAAAUAAUUCAAUAAAAUUAAAAACAAGAAAGGAAGUUAACUUCGGCAAGUUUGUAUACCCUUGCAGUUACAAAAAAUAAUCAAUAAUUUUAUUAAAUUAAAUUCGAAAUUCUUAAAAAUAUAAAAAUGUAUAUUCCCAAUAUUAUAAGAUAAUAUGUCAAAAAGCCCCAAAGCUAUAAUUUGUUUCAUAUUAUUUUCCCACCAAUUUUCAGAUAGUUCCUAUGACAGCUAUAUGAAAUAGUCGUCCGAUCUUAAUAAAAUUCAAUUCGAAAUUCAGAACUAAUUAAAAAAUGCUAUUUUCAAGCUUAGAAGGUUAUAUGUUAAAAGAGGUGCGGUACAAACACCAAAGAUAUAAUUAUUAUUUCAUGUUUUCCGACCAAUUUUCCGGUCGCUCCUAUGGCAACUAUAUGAUAUAGUCGUCCGAUGUUGAUAAAAAUGAAUUCGAAAUUCAAAACCAAAUACAAAAUGUUAUUUCCAAGCGUAGCAGGUUAUAAGCUAAAAAACACCGAAGACAUAAUUUUUUAAUAUUAUUUUACCACUAAUUUUUCGAUUGUUUCUAUGGGGGCUAUAUGAUAAAGUCGUCCGAUUUUGAAAAAAUUUAAUUCGAAAUUCAGAACUAAUUUAAAAAUGUUAUAUGCAAGCUUAGAAAGGAAUAUGUUAAAAAACAUCAAAAAAAUAAUUUUCUUAAAACUUUUUCCCCGACAGUUCCUUUGGGAGCUUUAAGCUGGUUCCGACUUAUAUAAUACCUGCAAAAGAAAGAAGACUUUUGGGAAAGUUUCAGCCCGAUAGCUUUACAAUUGAGAGACUAGUUUGCGUAGAAACGGAUGGACAGACGGACAUGGCUAGAUCGACUCGUCUUGUGACGCUGAUCUAGAAUAUAUAUACUUUAUGGGGUCGGAAACGUCUCUUUUACUGCGUUGCAAACUUCUGACUGAAAUCAUGGGUUUAGCUGUAUUUUGAAUUCUUUAAAACAAAAUUAGUAUAAUUCAUAUUUUUUCUCUUUGCCAUUGCAGUGUUACUAUAUUAAUGUAGGGAGAUAAAUAACUAACAAAAAAAAAUGUAGAUAAAAAUGUGAGCACAAGAAACUAGUCCUGGGUCAGACGGUCAGGGUUCAGAAAAUGUUUACCAGAUGUAGUAACAUUCAACUAAUCUCAAAGCGGAUACCAAUACAACCAUGUUGUACUUUUCAAAUGACUUUUUCGCGGAGAAAAUGUUUAAACACUCCUGUCCGGAAAUCGGUUCCUUGUUGAUAGGAAAGUUUAUAUGCUAAAGACUUUCUUAUCGUGGUUGAACUAACAUGUUUUAAAAACUAAAACGCUUUAUUACCACAGCAAAAUGCCAAAGAGUCAGUUGCACUGUCGGGAGCCUAAUUAUAUUUUUAUAAUAAAUAUUCAAGAAGAUGUAAAGUAGUAAAGAGUGUAUAAUUUUAUAUUCCGGUUCCGUUUCGGGAUUUUUGCAUUUUUUGUAGCCUGACUAUACUGAAAUUGCUGUCUCAUAUAAAUAAUCAUAGAUUAGAUUACACGCCUUCAGAAUAGUCUGAUAAUACAUUUAGGUUAGGAACGGAAAUUUAACUUAAAUGUAAAAUAAUAUAUAGCUUUCAUUUUGUAGUUAACUUGCUAAUUAUAUUCACAGUUCCAUAAGUGGUUUAAUUAAAAUAUUAUAUAUUCUGCUUAGACUGUUACAGGGUAUUGAUUCCGUUCCCAUUCUCUUGACCAGCUUGACAACAGUGGCUUAAAUACGACUUCCUUGUCCUCCAAUCAGUUGAUGAAAUAAUUGUGGAAACUUUAUGUCUAUUUUCACUUGGCUUAUUUCAUUACACCUAGAGCAGUACAAACAUCCCAAAACAGAACUCGGGAUUGGGAGGUGGUGCCGUCCCUCAUGGGGUGAACCUGCUCGAAAAUGCAUUCCUCUAAUUAACCCAACACCAAGCCUCGGUUUAUGGACUAGCCCGAUGAGGGUUAGCUAUAUAUUAACAAGUACUAGAAUGCCGGGGGAUGGGGAACUUGACUGGUUACCCGGCUGCCCUCUGUCCCUUCCCAACCAACCUUGGGUCACAACUUUUUUACGACUUUUUAUUAUUUCGUCAAAUCGCACAAUGGGCGGGCGGCAUUAGUUGCGACUUGUUUGGGUUGGCAUUGACUGUACCUUCGACUCGGAUUCCACCCGAUUCCACUCCCAUCCGAGCGAUCUCUGCGCGUCCCCCAAGGAGGAGGUGCUCUGCCCAAGAACUCCCCAAGAAAGCGGAGGAAGUCCAGGGGAGGCACGCUCAUGCGUAAUUCUCUCUCGUAUGCUCUGGCCCUGUUUAAUGCAUUCUGCAGUUGGCGGAAGAAAAAAUCCCAUUAAAAUUAAGUAAAAUUGCAGCAGCAGCAGCAGCGUAAUCGUAAAAACUUGGCAUUUUGAUGUUGCAGCAAGCAGUAAAAUUUUGAAAAGUUUUUGCCACGCAGAUAAGGCGGGGAGUCAGCGGAAGACAAAGGCUCUAGCCAGCCGAGGCUCCAACUGGGAGUGCAAUCGGGAUGUGGACGUGGAUGUGGAUGUGGAUAUGGUCGUGGAUAUGGUGUAUAUGGCAGUGGAUUUGGAUCUGGGGGUGUGGCAUCUUGGCGGGCCAGGGCAGUGGAGAGGGUUUAUUGUGUGAGCUCCGUGCGAAGGUUGCUCAUAAAGUGCAUACCGGGGCCAUAGGUGGGCCACAGCCCGGAGUCCAGGCCAGCGUUUCCUCAUAUGGGCGAUUGCCUUCCAAAAUGGCGCACAUCUUGGCCGGGUGGCAUAGACAUUAAGUGCGGCCGUAGUUAAUGUUAUGGCCGCCAGCCAUAGCUUUAAGCUGUUCUACUCUAUUUUCCAUACAAGGAGUGCAAAGUGAAUGAUGUGGCCUACCGUCAAACAAUCACUAGUAUAUUUUUCAUUGUUCUUGCGUGUGUCGAAACGUUCUUGUUUCUUAAAUAAAAAACAAGAACAUUUUUAACAAAUUUGUUUGUCCUCUGUUUUAAAUAUCUGUAGCAAGUGAAAAAAGACGUGAAAUAAGAAAAUACUUAUAGUGAUUUAAAUUUAAUGAAUUUUAGUGAACUCGAGCUCAUGCUUGGUUAUACUAUAUCUCUGUAACCCAAUACCUUAGCAUUUAUAUUGUAUACUGUUAUAACUUAGUUUUAAAAAAUUAUAAUAUCGAUUUGAUUUUAUUUUAAUUACAUUUUAUUAAUACAAUUAAAAAAAACUGUCGAUUUUUUAAAUUAAAUGUACUUAAGUUCUUAGUAUUCCUCGAGACAAAAAGCUCUUACCAUAAUAUUUAUAAUACAAACUUAAUUAUAUCCUAUAAAGUAUCGAACAUUAUAAAGAUACACAAAAAGCGCUUGCGGAAUAGCUUUUAAACGUGUAUUUCCGGGACCUAGACCCUACGAACUUAAGACAUUAUUUUGGAUUCGGUCAAGACCUGCUUGCGCCCAAUACUAAUCUCCCAACUUUUGUUGAU
Drosophila biarmipes is the source of this 9007-nucleotide messenger RNA. RefSeq names its product protein doublesex (gene dsx). Gene Ontology annotation, biological process: regulation of transcription by RNA polymerase II; sex differentiation. The transcript is spliced from 4 exons. The record is from RefSeq and is a predicted model, not a curated record. Gene Ontology annotation, cellular component: nucleus. The coding region runs from base 993 to 2291 and encodes 432 amino acids. Gene Ontology annotation, molecular function: DNA-binding transcription factor activity, RNA polymerase II-specific; RNA polymerase II cis-regulatory region sequence-specific DNA binding. Lineage: Eukaryota; Metazoa; Arthropoda; Insecta; Diptera; Drosophilidae.